Didymodactylos carnosus is the source of this 360-nucleotide messenger RNA. The record is from the annotation of a GenBank genome assembly. Lineage: Eukaryota; Metazoa; Rotifera; Eurotatoria; Philodinida; Philodinidae.
AUGGAUCGACAGAAGACUGAACUAGAAGGACAAGUGGAAGAGCCGAGAAUUCAGCUCCAAGAAGUUAAAAGAAAAAUUCAAAGUCAAAAUGAUGAAAUAGCACGUGCUCAUAGCGAAAUCACAAGAAUUACAACAGAAGUUCAGAGCUUACAUGAGAAGCAAAGAAAUGCAACAACAGGUGUCGAUCAGGGAACGAUAGAACCGGAAGAAGAAAUCGAGAACCUGAAAAACAAAACACAAUUCCUACUUCGACCCAAAGUGGAAGCGCCAAAGCCAGAAAAUGAACAGUCGUGUAUUAUUGGUCAAGAUAUUCAAAUCUCAUGGAAGUUCAGUGGCAUCGAGAAAUCACAUGUGACAUGA